CCUCAGUCACUGGCUAAACAGCAGUACACCGGAAGUAGAAUUAGCUCAUUGCUAACAGCGCUACGAGAAUGUAAACAAGAGCGGUUAAGCUAGCUGAUAAUUCACUUGCUAUGCUGUUCUAAUUAGAGCUUAAUUAUACGGAUUUUUCUAAGUAUGAAAAGAAGAAAUGGACAUACACACACGGCCAACGCUAUUUAGUGAAAUAGCACAUGGCCUGGGCUUCUGGACGGACCGAUCAGCAGUGCACGAAGCAGCAGCUCAUGGACGAGCAGCAGAACUGCAGCAGCUCAUUAAAAAUGGAGCUUUGGUCAACAUUGUGGCUGUGGACUCCAUAACUCCACUGCAUGAGGCUUGUGUUCAAGGCCAAACACAAUGCGCCCAGCUGCUGCUGGAGGCUGGAGCUCAUGUAAACGCCCGUAACAUAGACGGGAGCACGCCGUUAUGUGAUGCUUGUGCAUCUGGUAAUCUAGAGUGUGUGAAGCUGCUGCUGGAGUAUGGAGCCAUGGUAAACCCUCCUCUCUUCACUUUCUCUCCUCUUCAUGAGGCCUGUAUGGGGGGUAACCCUGAGUGUGUGCGGCUCAUGAUAGCCGAAGGAGCGCUCAUGGAGGCCCAUGACUGCCACUUCGGGACUCCUCUUCACGUGGCUUGUGCCAGGCAGCAUCUAGACUGUGUCAGGAUUCUACUGAAUGCAGGUGCAAAUGUAAAUGCUGCAAAGAUUCAUGAGACGGCCCUCCACCAUGCUGCUAAAGCGAGCAAUCUGGAGAUGAUCGAGCUGUUGGUUGAGUUUGGGGGUAACGUGUUUGCCAGAGAUAACCUCGGCAAAAAGCCGAUCCAUUACACCAGCCCUGGCUCGGCUGCAGCGCUCUGCCUCAAGUUCUACGAAACUGAACCACUUAGUCUUCAGCAGAUAAGCAGGCUUGCACUCAGGAGUGCGUUGGGGAAACGAGCGCUGGAGGCGGUGCCACAGCUGGGUUUGCCCAAUCGUAUGAUCUGCUACCUCACUUACAUGCCCAUUCCGCCUCCUGAGCUCCUGACCAGCGCACAAGCCGAGCUGACCGAAUGAAGCAGACCGAUUUCCCCAGUGCGCCAGGAGAAUAAGGGAAACUACACAGUUAAUCAUAUCUGGAAAUGUAUCUUGUCUUAUUAUUAAAACUGCAGUGUAUAAAUAAGGUGCAAUUCAUGUUCAUAUCUAAAUUCAGCAUGAGUUUUUCUUUUGAGCUGGCCAAACAAGAAACAAGUGUGUGAUUGCUAAAGUCAGGUGACAGAGUACCAAAAAAAAAAACAGUCCUGUGUUUCAUUCUCAGUCUGUGCAGCAUUUAUUUGUAAGAUAUAUUUACAUUCUCAUUUGUAUAAAAUGUAGCGUAUAUUGUAAAUUGCAUAUUUGUAAUCCAGAUUUCAUCUUAAUAUGUAUUGUACAUAUUCUGUUCACGAAAUAAAAAGUUUAUAAAUAAUUAAA
Messenger RNA from Pangasianodon hypophthalmus (striped catfish), 1456 nucleotides. It is a transcript of the gene asb13b, whose product is annotated as ankyrin repeat and SOCS box containing 13b. NCBI's taxonomy places the organism in Eukaryota, Metazoa, Chordata, Actinopteri, Siluriformes, Pangasiidae. Gene Ontology annotation, biological process: intracellular signal transduction; protein ubiquitination; positive regulation of protein catabolic process. Bases 167 to 1063 code for a protein of 298 amino acids. The record is from RefSeq and is a predicted model, not a curated record. Gene Ontology annotation, molecular function: protein binding. The transcript has 6 exons.